AUGGAGUUCAGCUUUGAUUUGACAGCUGAUAGGCAACAUGUUCAUGACGCUGUCAAAGGCCUCAUAUGGACAAUUUUCUUUUAUAGAGCAUUCGGUUCAAUAAUACCUUCAACAGCUGAGUUUCUGGAUAUACCAUACCCCUACUUUGAUUCACCAGAACUAGAUAAUGAAAUUGAACAAAAACUAGACCAUCUUUUAUCAAGAAUAGAUUCAGAUAUAGCUACACCUACACUGGCAUCAACUUCAACCACGUCAACACCUUUUGGAUCGCCCGGAGCGAAAAAUUUCACAUUAAGUUCAACAGCAACAAGUUCAACAAAUAUGAUCUCUAAUCCUUAUGCAAAUAUAAAAUUCAAUGAACCUGAACCAUUAACUACAUUUGAUGAAUUUGAUAAUGAUAAGCAUUCAUCAUCUGUACAUAGUUUAGGUGCCAUUUCUAAUAAAUUAUCCACAAAAUCACCAAGUUCAAUGCCAACUACAAGCUCAACAUUACAAACAACUUCAACAAGAACAGCUACGAAUAACAAUAACAAUAAUGUAAAAUUUGGUCAAUUCACAAUCAAGUUUUAUGAAAGGAAAAAAUUGAAAAAACCAACAUGGUUUGGUAAGACUGAAGAGGAGAUUAAUUGGGAAACAUGGAUAUUAAAUGUUCGUGUUGUACAAAAUAAUACAAAUCAUCAAUCAACAUUAUUAGAAAAUACAACAAACCAAUUUGAAAAAACAGUUUUAGAAAUAAGUGAAACUUGUGAUACAAAUAAAAAUCAUAUCCCUGUGAUUACUUCAACUGAAUUAUUUCCAUUUCCUUAUACAAUGUCUACAUCUCAUGGGAAUAAUGAUAGUUGGAAGGCAUUCAUUAAAAAAAUGCUUAAAGACCCUAUUUAUUGAUAAUAUUAUGCAUUCAUAAUAUAGCUCAUGAUUUUUAUGUGUGUGAAUUUUUGGAUAAUUGGUGCUCUAGAUGAUAAAACAACUCUGUAUACUAAUCAAACACAAUUU
Molecule: messenger RNA, 993 nt
Organism: Hansenula anomala
Lineage: Eukaryota; Fungi; Ascomycota; Saccharomycetes; Phaffomycetales; Wickerhamomycetaceae
Product: autophagy-related protein 101
Exons: 3
Coding region: 1-885 (294 amino acids)
Biological process (GO): autophagy; autophagosome assembly
Cellular component (GO): phagophore assembly site
Source: RefSeq, a predicted model, not a curated record